Messenger RNA from Quercus lobata, 660 nucleotides. RefSeq lists its product as uncharacterized. NCBI's taxonomy places the organism in Eukaryota, Viridiplantae, Streptophyta, Magnoliopsida, Fagales, Fagaceae. The coding region runs from base 1 to 660 and encodes 219 amino acids. The transcript has a single exon. The record is from RefSeq and is a predicted model, not a curated record.
AUGCAUCUUCAAGGGGUUUCAGAUGAGAUUAUAUGUAGGGCCUUCCCUACUACCCUUAAAGGGCCAGCACGAGUGUGGUUUAGCAAGAUGCCUCCAAAUGCUGUGGGUUCUUUCAAAGAAUUGAGUAAGUUGUUGGUCAACAACUUUAUAGGAGGACAAAGGCAUAAGAGCUCCUCGUCCAGCUUGCUAACCAUAGAGCAAGGGGAAAAUGAAAGCUUACGGUACUUCAUUACUCGCUUCAACAAGAAAACCCUGACAGUAAACAAGAUGGAUGCCAAACUGUUAUUGGCAACCUUCCAUAAUGGAAUUAAUUCAGAUUUAUUUAUCCAUAAGUUUUAUGAGCAAGAGCCUCAAACUAUGGCUGAACUCAUCCAUUCAGUCCAAAAUUUCAUAAAUGCAGAGGACGCCAUCAUAGCCGAGAAGAGGAAGAGAGCUGAGCGAAUGGAGGCAGAUCUCCCGCACCACCAUGAGCAGGAUCAUCGUCCAAAGAAGGCCCAGGUAGGAGAGAAGAAAGACAUAGAUAAUAAGAAGGCAAGUUCUUCAGCAAGGAGUCAGCAAUAUACGCCCUUGAACAUGCCACUUAAACAAGUGCUCAUGCAAAUCAAGGAUGACCCAUCCUUGAAGUGGCCAGAAAAAAUGAAGGGAAAUCCCAACAAGUGA